AUGCCUGUUCGCAACGAGCUAUGGGCUUCAAACGGUGGUUCUUUACAAAUUGGACUGGUCCGAGCUAUGAUGUGUUGGAGAGUUAGACCCAUCCAAACCUUGCUCAAUGCCAAUGAAGAGUGGGCACAAAGCGUAGUAAGGGACAUACCCGACUUUUUUGCUAGCCACCUGCCAGAAUCCCAAGGCAUAUCCUUUGAAGUUUGGAUUGGCUGCUCUGACUCACGAGUACCGGAAUCGAUCAUCACAGCAUCUGAGCCUGGUGAUAUCUUUGUGCACAGAAACGUUGCAAACCAAUUCCACCUCCAUGAUGACAGCGCCCUCUCAGUCCUCUCAUUUGCUGUCAAAGAAGUUGGCGUUGAACACGGCGAGUUUCUUAUUACUCUCAUGAUGAGGUCGAUCCUCUCUCUAAUGAGUACACGCCUCCAACAGUCGUUCUCAUCGGUCACACCAACUGUGGAGGCCCUGAACAAGGUCGUCAAGGCCAAUAUCAUCAAGCAGGUCGACAAUAUCUGCAAGUCGGAGCCUAACACCACUGCCUGGGCAGACCCGCAUGUGAAGAAAGUUACUGUGUACGGAUGGAUAUACGAUCUUGCUGAGGGACGCAUCAAGGAGCUCGUCCACAAUCCCCAAGGCUUUGCACCAAAUUCAUGGUUUUCGAUGCAUUCUUUGCUAGAUUUUCUUGAAGUUGCUCUACACGUCGAAGGUGCACAAUGCAUAGAUUUUGGAACCGCGCCUUCGGAGCUCAAUGAUUGCGAUCUCAUUGCUGAGUAUCGUGACCAAAUUAUGGCCAAAAUUCGGAGGUGCUUAGAGUGA
Suillus fuscotomentosus is the source of this 813-nucleotide messenger RNA. Its product is annotated as carbonic anhydrase. Gene Ontology annotation, molecular function: zinc ion binding; carbonate dehydratase activity. The record is from RefSeq and is a predicted model, not a curated record. Gene Ontology annotation, biological process: cellular response to carbon dioxide; cellular response to oxidative stress. The transcript is spliced from 7 exons. Lineage: Eukaryota; Fungi; Basidiomycota; Agaricomycetes; Boletales; Suillaceae. Bases 1 to 813 code for a protein of 270 amino acids.